Chondrus crispus (carragheen) is the source of this 2187-nucleotide messenger RNA. Its product is annotated as HAM1 (HISTONE ACETYLTRANSFERASE OF THE MYST FAMILY 1). The coding region runs from base 1 to 1536 and encodes 511 amino acids. The record is from RefSeq and is a predicted model, not a curated record. Lineage: Eukaryota; Rhodophyta; Florideophyceae; Gigartinales; Gigartinaceae. Gene Ontology annotation, molecular function: histone acetyltransferase activity. Gene Ontology annotation, biological process: regulation of DNA-templated transcription. The transcript is spliced from 2 exons.
AUGGGUAUCGGCAAGAAGGUCGUCGCCCCAAAGGGCGGUCUGCUGGCCGAAGAAGCCCGCCAGGCGGGUGCCCAGCAUGGCGGCAAGCGCUCCGCAGCGGACCGGGCCUCGUCUCCAGAUUCGAUGCAAAUCGACACACCGCAACUCUCUGACCCCGCAACAAAUCCCCAGGUUGCCGGCAGCACUCCCCAGUCUGGAAAGCAAGACCCGACAAAACCACAAUCUGAAAAGGGUGACAUGACGAAGGACUCCACUCUCACCGCAGGCACAAUUCUCAUCAAGCAACCCCUCGAGAUCGGCACAAAAGCCCCAGCAUUUUGGCGCAAGCAGUCGUAUCAGGAGUGUGAGGUCAUCAACCGCAGAAAGAAGCCAGGCACGGAAGACUAUGAGUAUUAUGUCCACUAUUCCUCCUUCAACCGCCGUCUCGACGAAUGGAUAGACUUUGACCGCUUCGACCUCGCCGCCCUCGCCAAAGUCGAGAACAAGCGUCGCGCCCGCAAGGCUGCCAGCGAACGCGCCAAUAACGCCAGCCGUGCAAAGAGUGAGCGCAAGAGAAAGGACUCCAAGAAGCGCAAGUCCAAGGGCCCUGAGACGGAUAAACAAAUCACAAAAGCCUCGGAGCGCACUCAAGAGCACUCGGGACAUGAAGAGGCUAGCAAAGUUAAAAACAUCCAAACCAUCGUUAUUGGUGCCUGGUCCGUCGAUACCUGGUAUUACUCCCCGUUCCCUGGAGACUACGGCAACUAUCACACACUAUAUUUCUGCGAGUUUUGCCUAAAGUUCGUCCGCUCUACAGAUGCUCUGCAGCGCCACUGCAACCGAUGCGUCUUGCGCCAUCCGCCAGGUAUUGAGAUCUACCGAAAAGGAAACAUAUCCAUGUUCGAAGUGGACGGCGCCACCAACCGAAUCUAUUGUCAAAACUUAUGCUACAUUGCAAAGCUUUUUCUCGAUCACAAAACCUUGUACUAUGACGUCGAUCCGUUCUGGUUUUAUAUUAUGUGUGAAGUCGAUGACAGGGGCGCUCAUAUUGUGGGUUACUUUUCCAAAGAAAAGUACAGUGAAGAGGACUACAAUGUGGCCUGCAUCCUUACAUUGCCACCAUAUCAACGAAAAGGUUACGGCAAGUUUCUUAUCACCUUUUCUUACGAGCUAAGCAAACUUGAGAACCUGGUGGGGUCACCAGAAAAGCCGCUUAGUGACCUUGGACUGCUAGGGUAUCGCAGUUAUUGGUCCCUGGUGCUCGUCGAUCUCCUUCGGAAUGAGGAUUCAAGCGCUUUGAGCAUAUACGAAAUAUCAGAGAAGACUAUGAUGAAGACGGAAGACAUUAUUGGAACCCUACAGGCUCUAAACUUGAUUCAGUACUACGAAGGUCAACACAUCAUUGAUAUGCGUCGAGUGAAAAACUUGAAAAUGGGGAGCAAGGGGCUGCCAUGUGAUCCUGAUUGCAUCAAGUGGACCCCACAUAGCUACGGCCCUGGUGUGCAAAUUCCACCUGGCGCUACUCUUGCAGGCCCGAGUAUGGGCAGACGAAGAUGAAUUUCCACCAAAAUUCCUACGGUUUCCAGUGACUGCAAAGGAAAAGUCCGCAAGUACAUUCAAUGGUUGGUAGCUAACUUAUCUGGAGGAAUCAACAUCGUACUCGAAACAUAUGAGAAGUCCCGCGGCCUGAAAGGCGAGUGAGCAAACGCGGUUGGCGGUAAGACUAGACGAAAUGGUGCAGUGAACGCACAGUUUAAUGCACGACUUUGCUGUGCCGCAAGUCCAGAAGCUCUGAGAGCUGAUCUGUUUUGCGUGCCCGUCAAUAAUGGAGACGGUGCGGCCGCAGACUGGCAUGCUGUCGUGGAUGAGCACCGCAUUGCGAGCGGUCUGGUAGCGGACCCAAGCUUUGUCGGCGGACGGCGGGUCGCCACCGGGACAUUGUGUAGCUCUCUUGACGAUACCGCAAAGUCUGUGUGACGUAGGGCCUCUGCCCGCGACAGAGCUGGGAUUCAUGCGUCGAUAGCUUCUCAUGCUGUAGUACGCGGUGGUUUUCAGUGCGCGUUUUUAGGUACGUUCACUUUGCUUAAUUUCUUUCAUAAUUGGACCACUCCAGUGGGGCGGAGGAUCCUGCCCGUGUAAAAGUGUGUAAUCUUCGAAGAAUUUAUAAAGGGUUCGAGCUCGCUAUGCACGCGUGUCGCAAGCUCUUUU